Messenger RNA from Acromyrmex echinatior (Panamanian leafcutter ant), 923 nucleotides. RefSeq lists its product as uncharacterized. NCBI's taxonomy places the organism in Eukaryota, Metazoa, Arthropoda, Insecta, Hymenoptera, Formicidae. Gene Ontology annotation, molecular function: nucleic acid binding; zinc ion binding. The record is from RefSeq and is a predicted model, not a curated record.
ACAAAAAAAACAUUUAUAAAAUAAAUAUGGACAAUGGAAUUCGAACACUGGAUAUAUUUAACAAAAUGCAAAACUUUCCACCGUUAGAUGUCACAGUACAACGUAACGUCGGUAGAAGUUGGUGUGCGUGGAAACAGAAUUUUUUAUCUUUUCUGCAGAAAGAAGAUGCUAAAGAAAUAUAUAAGAAUCAAUGGACAGUUAUAUUGUUAAUGUUAAUUGGACCGGAUGGAAAAAAAAUAUAUAGAAAUCUUUUUCAGAACGCUCAACCAAAAGAUCUGGGAACAGUAUUACUUAAACUAGAUAUAUUCUUUAUUUUUGGAUUUAAAGAAAAGCAGAAAAGCGAAAGUAUCGAUCAAUAUAUUGAUUGCUUGAUGCUUGCUGCCCUAGCAAGCAAUCAUAGUGAUCCUGUGAACAUUGUGAAGGAGAAGAUUAUAAAAGAUAUUAAAAAUUACAAUUUCACGGAAAAAGUUUUGAUUUUUAUGCAAUCGAAGGGAGAAGAUCUAGAAUCGUAUUUACAAUCGUUGGAUCUUGAUAAAAUUACACUGUUUUGGAAACAAUGCGAAAAAUUAAUAUCGCAAAGGAAUCACGAAGAUACACAAACGCAGUCUUCUUCUGAUCUGAAUCUUAUUGAAAAGGAAUGCGUUCGCUGUGGUACUUGUCAUAGUAGAAAUCAUUGUCCAGCUUAUGGGUUGCAAUGUGACAAUUGUAAAGGAUACAAUCACUUUACGAAUAAGUGUAAAGGAAAAUAUGUGUCUAACUGCACUAAAUGUGGAAUGAGUCACGUUCAGUCACGUUGUCACGCUUUUGGUCAAACGUGCGAAAAAUGUGAUGUGGCAAAGAUCACGCUAUAUCUAUGUGCCCUGCACAAGGACAUACAUGCUCUCGAUGUAACAAACCAAAUCACUUUGAGAAAAAAUGUUUGA